Molecule: messenger RNA, 1929 nt
Organism: Oikopleura dioica
Lineage: Eukaryota; Metazoa; Chordata; Appendicularia; Copelata; Oikopleuridae
Source: the annotation of a GenBank genome assembly
AUGACUCAGGACGGGAAGUCUCAGAAGCGUCAGUCUAUCGACAAAGAGCACAAAGUGAAGAAGGAGCCCGAGAUUGUACUCUCAGACUCCUCGUCCGACUCAGAAGAAGAGGAAGACUCCAAUGAUCGUCGCCAGGACCAGGGAACCGACUUGCCUGCCGAAUAUUGGCAAAUACAGAAACUCGUCAAAUAUCUGAAAUGGGGCAACCAAACGGCCACGGUCAUUGCUUUGUGUGCGAUGCUGGACUUUAACCUCUCUUCUGAAACCUGUCAAAUCGCCAUCCGUGAAGUCGGUGGUUUGGAAGUGUUAAUUAACUUGCUGGACACGGAUGAAGUGAAAUGCAAAAUCGGUGCGCUCAAGAUUUUGAAGCAGAUCUCGAUGAACGCGAGCAUCCGCCGCUCCAUCGCUGAUUUGGGCGGCCUGCAGACCAUGGUCGCCAUUCUCGACAAUCCAAACAACAAUCAACUAAGAUGCCUCGCUGCUGAAACUAUCGCAAAUGUUGCCAGAUUUAAGAGAUCUAGGAGAACCGUCAGACAAUAUGGCGGUAUUGAAAAGCUUGUAUCCCUUCUCAAAGGCGCUAAGGGACAAGAAGCCGACCGAAACUUGGCCAGAUCCGGCGCCCUCGCUCUUUGGAGUUGCAGUAAAAGUAACAAGAACAAAGCAGCGAUUAUGAAAGCCGGCGCCAUCCCACUUUUGGCGAAUCUGUUGAAGAUCGAAGGCGAAGAUAAAUUCUCCACCCUCGUGCCCGUUGUUGGAACCCUUCAGGAGUGCGCAAGCGAGCCCGCGUACAGAGCCGCUAUUCGAAAAUCCGGCAUGGUCCAGGACUUAGUUACAAACCUCAACUGCGACAAUCAAGAGCUUCAGAUGCACUGCGCUUCUGCGAUUUUCAAAUGCGCCGAAGACGAAGAUACGCGUCAGAUGGUCGCCACAUACAAAGGAAUCGAACCUUUAGUCAAUCUAUUGCAGAGCGUGGACAAUCAGCCACUCCUUGCUGCCGCCACUGGCGCCAUUUGGAAAUGCGCUGUAUCACCCAAAAAUGUUAAAGCUUUCCAGGAACUGAAAACAGUCGAGCAACUUGUAAGCUUGUUGGAGAACCAGCCGGAAGAAGUCCUCGUCAACGUUGUUGGUGCUCUCGCUGAAUGCGCUCAGGUCCCUGCUAUCCGGACAACCAUCCGAAAGUCAGGUGGAAUCCCCCCACUCGUUGACCUUCUCACUGGAACGAAUCAACUCCUCCUCGUUAACGUCACCAAGGCUGUCGGAGCUUGCGCACUCGAAAAAGAAAGCAUGGAACAGAUCGACAAGAAAGACGGUGUUCGACUUCUCUGGUCUCUUCUCAAGAACACGAACCCCGAAGUACAGGCUUCUGCGGCUUGGGCGAUCUGCCCCUGCAUCGAAAACGCACGAGACGCUGGUGAAAUGGUCAGAAGUUUUGUUGGCGGUCUCGAGCUUAUUGUUUCACUUCUCAAGUCUGAACAAACAGAAGUGCUCAGCUCUGUUUGCGCUGCUAUCGCCAACAUUGCCAGAGACGAAGAAAACUUGGCCGUCAUUACCGACCACGGAGUCGUUCCUACCCUCGCUCAACUGACCAAUACUCAAAACGAUCGCCUCCGACGACAUCUCGCCGAGGCCAUCGCUCGAUGCUGCGCUUGGGGCAACAACAGAACUGCCUUCGGACGAGAGGGUGCCGUCGCUCCACUUGUCAAGUAUCUUCAAAGUGAAAAUCCUCUGGUGCACCAGGCUACUGCUCAAGCUUUGCAUCAGCUCUCUGAGGAUCCCGACAACUGCCAGACUAUGCACAUGGUCGGCGUUGUAAACCUUCUAAUGAAAAUGGUUGGCAGCUCAGACGAAAUCCUGCAAGAAGCCGCAGCUGGCUGCAUCAUGAACAUCCGCCACUUAGCACAAGCAAACGAGAAGAAGAAAAACUUCUAA